AGCGCUCCUGCGGGCACUGUAGUGGCGGCGGCGGCUGGUGGCGCCGAGCGGGAGCGGGACGCCGGUGCAGCCGCAGCGCGACGAGGAAGGCGGGCUGCGCGCGGAGCCGGGCGGUCACGUCCGGGCUGGACCGAGACUGUGCUUAGCGCAUUGCGGCGACCUCGCCUUUCCCGGCCGCAAGCGCGCGCCGCAGCUGGAAGAGCGGCGGGGAUCCGGGACUUUUCUCGGGUCCCAAGGCGCUCCGCAGGGCGCACCGCACCCGUGCUGCAGUCCGGCGCUCCGUGGCCCCCGCGGGGCGAUGGAACCCGGUCGGCCAGCAGCCUGAGGCGCCGCCGCCGGGUUCUAGAGAAGGGGGCGCACGUUCUGGGGACCCCGGGCGGCGGACCCGAGCCCUCCCCCCGCGCCCCGCCUCCGGGGCACCAGCUUCGGCUCCAUUGUUCCCGCCCGGGCUGGAGGCGCCCGGCUCCGAACGCCGCCGGGAGUCGUGCCUCGGCCGCAGACCUCUUGCCGCCAGGCCAGGACCCGAACGGAGCCCGGGGACAACGGGCCGGAGCUGGAGACGCCGACACCCAGCGGGUCGCCUGCGCCUCGGCGAGCUCUCCAGAGGCGGAACCGCAGCGCCAAGUGAGAGUCAGCUUGAGAAGGCAGAUCAAGCUCAAGGUGGAGUAUCCAUGGAGGUGUGGAGCCUUGUUACCAACUUCUAACUGCAGAACUGGGAUGUGGAGCUGGAAGUGUCUCCUCUUCUGGGCUGUGCUGGUCACAGCCACACUCUGCACUGCCAGGCCAGCCCCAACCUUGCCUGAACAAGCUCAGCCCUGGGGAGCCCCUGUGGAAGUGGAGUCCCUUCUGGUCCACCCUGGUGACCUGCUGCAGCUGCGUUGUCGGCUGCGGGACGAUGUACAGAGCAUCAACUGGCUGCGGGACGGGGUGCAGCUGGUGGAAAGCAACCGCACCCGCAUCACAGGGGAGGAGGUGGAGGUGCGGGAUUCCGUCCCUGCUGACUCUGGCCUCUACGCUUGCGUGACCAGCAGCCCCUCUGGCAGCGACACCACCUACUUCUCCGUCAAUGUCUCAGAUGCACUCCCCUCCUCAGAGGAUGAUGAUGAUGACGACGACUCCUCCUCAGAGGAGAAAGAGACAGAUAACACCAAACCAAACCGUAGGCCUGUAGCUCCAUACUGGACAUCCCCAGAAAAGAUGGAAAAGAAACUACAUGCCGUGCCGGCUGCCAAGACUGUGAAGUUCAAAUGCCCAUCCAGUGGGACACCCAACCCCACUUUGCGCUGGCUGAAAAAUGGCAAAGAAUUCAAACCCGACCACAGGAUUGGAGGCUAUAAGGUCCGUUACGCUACCUGGAGCAUCAUAAUGGACUCCGUGGUGCCCUCUGACAAGGGCAACUACACCUGUAUCGUGGAGAAUGAGUAUGGCAGCAUUAACCACACCUACCAGCUUGAUGUUGUGGAGCGGUCCCCUCACAGGCCCAUUCUGCAGGCAGGGUUGCCUGCCAACAAGACAGUGGCCCUGGGCAGCAAUGUGGAGUUCAUGUGUAAGGUGUAUAGUGACCCACAGCCCCAUAUCCAGUGGCUAAAGCACAUCGAGGUGAAUGGGAGUAAGAUUGGCCCGGACAACCUGCCUUAUGUCCAGAUCCUGAAGACUGCUGGAGUUAAUACCACCGACAAAGAGAUGGAGGUGCUCCACUUACGAAAUGUCUCCUUUGAGGAUGCAGGGGAGUAUACGUGCUUGGCGGGUAACUCUAUCGGACUCUCCCAUCACUCUGCAUGGUUGACCGUUCUGGAAGCCCUGGAAGAGAGACCAGCCGUGAUGACUUCGCCCCUCUACCUGGAGAUCAUCAUCUACUGCACUGGGGCUUUCCUUAUCUCCUGUAUGGUGGGCUCUGUCAUCAUCUACAAGAUGAAGAGUGGCACCAAGAAGAGCGACUUCCAUAGCCAGAUGGCUGUGCACAAGCUGGCCAAGAGCAUCCCUCUGCGCAGACAGGUAACAGUGUCAGCUGACUCCAGUGCCUCCAUGAACUCUGGGGUUCUUCUGGUUCGGCCUUCACGACUUUCCUCCAGUGGGACUCCCAUGCUAGCUGGUGUCUCUGAAUACGAGCUUCCUGAAGAUCCUCGCUGGGAGCUGCCCCGAGACAGACUGGUCUUAGGCAAACCUCUUGGAGAGGGCUGCUUUGGACAGGUGGUAUUGGCAGAGGCCAUCGGGCUGGACAAAGACAAACCCAACCGUGUGACCAAAGUGGCUGUGAAGAUGUUGAAAUCUGAUGCAACAGAGAAGGACUUGUCAGACCUGAUCUCAGAGAUGGAGAUGAUGAAGAUGAUCGGAAAGCACAAGAACAUCAUCAACCUCCUGGGGGCCUGCACGCAGGAUGGUCCUCUGUAUGUCAUUGUGGAGUAUGCCUCCAAGGGCAACCUUCGAGAGUAUCUGCAGGCCCGGAGGCCCCCUGGGCUGGAAUACUGCUACAACCCCAGCCACAACCCUGAAGAACAGCUGUCCUCCAAGGAUCUGGUAUCCUGUGCCUAUCAGGUGGCCCGGGGCAUGGAGUAUCUUGCCUCAAAGAAGUGCAUACACCGAGACCUGGCUGCCAGGAAUGUCCUGGUGACAGAGGACAACGUGAUGAAGAUUGCAGACUUUGGCCUAGCUCGAGACAUUCACCACAUCGACUACUAUAAAAAGACUACCAAUGGCCGGCUGCCUGUGAAGUGGAUGGCACCUGAGGCAUUGUUUGACCGGAUCUACACCCACCAGAGUGACGUGUGGUCUUUUGGUGUACUUUUGUGGGAAAUCUUCACUCUGGGUGGCUCCCCAUAUCCUGGUGUGCCUGUGGAGGAACUUUUCAAGCUGCUGAAGGAGGGUCAUCGAAUGGACAAGCCCAGUAACUGCACCAAUGAGCUGUACAUGAUGAUGCGGGACUGUUGGCAUGCAGUGCCUUCUCAGAGGCCUACCUUCAAGCAGCUGGUGGAAGACCUGGACCGCAUUGUGGCCUUGACCUCCAAUCAGGAGUAUCUGGACCUGUCGAUGCCUCUGGACCAGUACUCUCCCAGCUUUCCCGAUACCCGGAGCUCUACCUGCUCUUCAGGGGAGGACUCUGUCUUCUCUCAUGAGCCGCUACCAGAGGAGCCCUGUCUGCCCCGACACCCUACUCAGCUUGCCAAUGGUGGACUUAAAAGACGCUGACUACCAACCCUCCCCAGUCCUUCUUCAAAUCUAUCAUUACCUACGCCCCUCAUCCACGGUUCCCUGCUGGACACACUGCCUUUCCCCUUCUUCCUUCCUGCUGGCAGGAGCCAGUGCCUACCUGAGGCCUUCUUGUGUGGCCUACCUCUCCUGUCCCAGCUCCCUCUUUCUCCUCUUCUCAACCUGCUGUGUGAGAGAGGUGCAGAGGCAGGUACUUGGUGGUGGUCACUUCUUUCUUCCGAGGUGUUGGACCAAGAUGCUGCCCUGCUGCCUGGCACUGCUGGGAGGUCUGGGGAGUGGAAUGAACUGGCGUGCAAGUGAGAGCUGACAGGCUUGUUCUUGUUGACCCAGUAGCCCCUUGUGUUCUGGUUGCAGGUGCCCUGGGUCUUCCACAGCAAUGAGAUCACUGCUCAGGCCUUAAUUGAAGGCAACCUCUGCUCCAGAUGGCUGGUACCAGUGGCUUCUUAAUUCCAAUACUAAUUUGCUUUGCUGACCAAAUACCUGGUACCAGAAGAUGGUGUAGUAGAGCCUGGGAGCAGUGAUGUGGCCCUGGGGCCCAGCCCUGGACUAGGGACUCUGUACAUAGCUAUGAAGAAAACACAAAGUGUAUAAAUCUGAGUAUAUAUUUACAUGUCUUUUUAAAAGGGUUGUUACCAGAGAUUUACCCAUUGGGUGAGAUGCUCCUGGUGGCUGGGAGGCAUCAGUUGCUAUAUAUUAAAAACAAAAAAAGGAAAAUGUUUUUUAAAAGGUCAUAUAUUUUUUGCUACUUUUGCUGUUUUAUUUUUUUAAAUUAUGUUCUAAACCUAUUUUCAGUUUAGGUCCCUCAAUAAAAAUUGCUGCUGCUUCAUUUUUA
Nannospalax galili (Upper Galilee mountains blind mole rat) is the source of this 4039-nucleotide messenger RNA. RefSeq names its product fibroblast growth factor receptor 1 (gene Fgfr1). The record is from RefSeq and is a predicted model, not a curated record. Lineage: Eukaryota; Metazoa; Chordata; Mammalia; Rodentia; Spalacidae. Gene Ontology annotation, molecular function: ATP binding; fibroblast growth factor binding; fibroblast growth factor receptor activity. Bases 718 to 3186 code for a protein of 822 amino acids. Gene Ontology annotation, biological process: positive regulation of cell population proliferation; positive regulation of kinase activity; fibroblast growth factor receptor signaling pathway. Gene Ontology annotation, cellular component: signaling receptor complex; membrane. The transcript is spliced from 18 exons.